CGGCCGUGCCUCCGCGCGGGCGCGCGGGCAUGCCGACACCCACUCGGCCGGUCCCGGCGUCCCGGCUCCCGGAAGCGGAAGGGGAGCGCGGCCCGGCCUGGGCGGCGGAGGCGCGGAGCCGAGUGGAGAGCUGCGGCGCGGGCGGCGGUACUUUCAGGGAACUGUUAAUGACGGGAGGCCCAUAUGAUGAAAUAAGUAAAUAAAGAAAUAAAUAAAAGAAUGACUCAAGAAGAUACUACUUCUCAAUGCAAGUGACAGACAAAGUACAGCUCAUCUCAGUGAAUCUGCAAGUUGGAGUUGGGAGUUUCUAAGGAUGAGAGAAGAGGUUGUCUUCCUGUGGGUUGGCAGGCAGUUCUAGGACUGCAGGAUGGGUCUUCGGAUUCACUUUGUUGUUGACCCACAUGGUUGGUGCUGCAUGGGUUUGAUUGUCUUUGUCUGGUUAUACAAUAUUGUUUUAAUUCCCAAAAUUGUCCUCUUUCCUCACUAUGAAGAAGGACAUAUUCCAGGCAUUUUAAUAAUAAUAUUCUAUGGCAUUUCCAUAUUCUGUCUGGUUGCCUUAGUGAGGGCCUCCUUAACUGAUCCUGGAAGACUCCCUGAAAACCCCAAGAUCCCACAUGCAGAACGGGAGCUCUGGGAGCUGUGCAACAAGUGUAAUCUGAUGAGGCCAAAGCGUUCCCAUCACUGCAGCCGCUGUGGCCACUGUGUGAGGAGGAUGGACCACCACUGUCCUUGGAUAAACAACUGUGUGGGUGAGGACAACCACUGGCUCUUCCUGCAGCUCUGCUUCUACACCGAACUGCUCACGUGCUACGCACUGAUGUUUUCUUUCUGCCACUAUUACUACUUCCUUCCGCUGAAAAAGCGUAAUUUGGACCUCUUUGUUGUUCGGCAUGAGCUGGCUAUCAUGAGACUAGCUGCCUUUAUGGGCAUUACUAUGUUAGUUGGAAUAACAGGACUCUUUUAUACACAACUGAUUGGCAUCAUCACAGAUACAACAUCUAUUGAAAAGAUGUCAAACUGUUGUGAAGAAAUAUCGCGGCCCCGGAAGCCAUGGCAGCAGACCUUCUCAGAGGUUUUUGGCACUCGUUGGAAGAUCCUGUGGUUCAUUCCUUUCAGGCAGAGGCAACCACUGCGCGUUCCCUACCACUUUGCCAAUCAUGUCUAACAGAUGGAUGGUGGGCACAGAUGGGUCCUCCAUGCUGGAAAUGCGUUACAGGUUUUAUGAGAAUAGAACUAUGACAGUCUUCAAGUCAAUUAAAAUCCACCCACCAAUCUUAGGCAUCAUAAUGUGCCCCAGGCUUUAUUUUAAUAGUGAUCUUGAUCCUGUUGUGGGACUAAUACAAGAUCUAUAUUUAAGUUUUAAAAGCAUGUUUACUUUCAAAUUAGCCUUCCAGUAGGAUUUCUUUAAAUGCUUUUGUUACUAAACUCAAAAGGCAGUGAUUCGGAUGAAAUAAUUGUACAUAAAUUUCCUUCAGUACUCACAGUAUCUUAAAUUUUAAUUUAUAGGAAAUUUGAGAUGUUUAAUGUUUACCUUUAAGCAGUACUAACCAAAUUUGAAUUUAAUUCUUCAGGUUUACAAAACUUGGUACACUUUCUUAUGUGUAAAUUUUCUUUUUUGAAUAUGUUUCAAUGCUUUUUACUACUUCCUUUUACAGUGCUGCAGGGUUUUAACAUGCAGCGUUGGGUGAACAGCAAAGGACAGUGCUGGCCUAGGAGCAGCUCUCUGAGCCUUCCUUCUUUCCUGCUCAUCAGAGGCGAAGGAAGGUGCACGAGUAAUGCGCCAACUGCUACCUUAUUAGAAAUGAGAACCUCACUGUCGCUUCCGCUGCGGUAGUGAUUGUUACAGGAUGUUUGCUCCCGGGAAAAUUAGUGACCAGUCAGGCAUCUAGUCCUGUUUUCCCCUAGGAUUCUAAAGACUGAAAAGAAUAGGAAGUUUGCAAUAAUUCCAGUUACUUCUUCAAGUGCAGUUAUAUCAGAAUGCAGAUGUUUUAAAAUGCUAAUAUAACUGGAUGGUGUGUAAUACACAGUAUACAAAGGAAUACUGUGUUUUAAAGUAUGUAUAUUUUUACUUACCUGCCAGUAGAUCUCACUGUACACAUUGAUGGUUUAUAUAUUAUAUAAUAGUUACUGGCCAACUCAGAUCAAAGUUUAAAAGUAGGUCAUUAACUUUAUAUAUCAGUAAUCACCCAGGUUGAAAUUGAAUUUCCCUUGCCCAGUUGUGAUUUACAUCACUCUAGAGACCUUUUAUUAAUAGCUGAUGCCAAGAAAUUAUCUUAAAGAAGAAUGGUCCAUGGUAGUGAUGGUCCUUGACAUGGAGCCUUUUUGUAUUUGAAGACAUUUUUGUAUAAUUUAAUUUUUUCAUUUAGAACACUGCAAAUCCAUAUGUUUGAAAAGUGUGUGUGCUAGUGAUCUUUCCCCUGAAAAUAAUAGUGAAGAAAGCUACUACUCCUGAACCAUAUACAUACUUUUCCUAAGGUUGUUGUAAAGUAUAGAAUCAUAGCUGGGAAAUGCUGAGACAGAGAUCAUUAUUGUUAGCCAGUCAACUGUACUGUGGCUAGUUCUUUCAGAUACUGUAAAUGUCUUAUAAAAUAUUCUGAAGUAAUAGAAUAAGCUCUUUUCAGAAAUAUUAAUGCCAUAUUUUCAUGUUCUAAUUAUGUUUAUUAUUUAAAGUCUUAGAAGUGGCAGAUGAAAAUAUUUAUUGGUGCUAAGACAUUUAGUAAGUUUAAUAUAAGAAACAUUUAUAAAGGUUAGGAAACAUAAAAUUAGUGUGUUUAUUUUAAGAAAAGGGGUUGGAUUUUGUGCAAGCUGAUUGACUAAAUUGGCUGAUGACAGAUUCUAAAAGGAAGUGGUGUAUAUAUAAUGUAGGGAGAUACAAAUUGAUGCCUUCAGCUGUAUAUAUUCUAUUCACAUAAGACCUGGAGCAUCCAUAGCAGAGCCAAAUAAAGGCCUGGUAUGGAGCUUUAUAGACUUGCUUAUAUUCUGGAGUAGCAGUAGCUCUGACACAAGGUAAUGGGAAUGGUCUCUUUCCCAUGCUGAGGAUUUGUGGGUAUGGUUUUCUUAGGUUUACCACUUCUAGGGCACAUUCUCUUCCCUUUGUCUUUACUCUCCCGGGUCCUGAUCCUCUCCACAGUUUGAGUCAUUGGACUACAAACUAAUGCACUAGUUUGAGCUACAGAAAUGCUACUGUCAAUGUAUUUACAUAAUCUAUAUUGCAGUAUAUCUAUAUAUACUUAUGCAGUAUUGUCAAAUGUAUGUCUAACCCCACGAGGGGUUUGUAAUCACUGUUGGAUUCCUGGAGAAACGCCUAUUGGCCAUUUCCUAGGGAUUAAGCUCCUAUGUUCUUUCUGCGCCCUCUUUUGGCUAAUUGAUGUAAUUAUAGUGGCUCUAGGCUUUCACUCUCCCAUUAGUGGGUUGUAUCUCCAAUCUGUGAACAUGUCAGAGGUACACACUUAUGGGAAUAUAUGUAGAAAAGUGUAAAAUUUUAUGAAAAUUGAAAAUGAAUGUGUUAAUGUUGGUGAUGCUCCUUCUAGGUAAAUUGCUUGGCUUCAUGUAUGUGUAUUCUUGUACACUUUACUGUCAAUCACAAAUUUAGGUUAGGAUAAGCUAUUUCAUAUUUUACUUUAAACCUUAUUUUGGUAAUUUAAUUUGUUAUCAUUAUGAAGACUUACUUUAAAAUUACUAUUUUAUUACAGAACAAAACAUUUAUUACAAUUGCUGUGGCAACCAUGUUAUCCAAUGUGUUUUACUGAAUAUCAAAAAAAUACAUUUAAUUUUUCAGUUCAGUUUUGGAAUGGUCUCACACAUACACAGACUCAAUUGCCUUAAAAUAAUUAAUAAUUGAUUAAUAAUACUAUUUUUUCUUUGCUUUUUAAGAAACCUUCUCAGUCAGUUAAGCCUGUAGAUUCCAUAGUCGCCUCCCUUGUCUCUCUGAAUAGCCCUGGGAAUGACUGCAUGUGUGGCGUGCUGGAAAGCACCUAGCAGUGAGAUUGCCUUUCAGUCUGUAUAUUAUGUUGAAGUAUUUGUUUAUAAGUUCCCAUUUAAGUUUAGCAAAAUGUGUGUUAAAUGAUAUUUUACAUUAGCAGAAUCAUUUCUUGGGCUUCUGGAGUUAAAAUAUUAUUACUGGGCUGCAGUUACACUUGGCAAACAAUUAGGGAUGGGCCUGCAAGGUGACUCAGCACAGAAAGACUUUUGCUGUGCAAGACUGGUGACCAGAUUGUUUCCAGAACCCAUUUAAAGGUGAAGGUGAAGAAAAAACAACAACAAAAAAAACCCAACCUGACUCCACAGAGCUGUUCUCUGACCUCUAGAAACAUGCUUGGCACACAGGCUCCUCCCCAGCAUCAUGCAUUCGCGCUCUCUCUCGCGCUCUCUCUCUCUCCCUCUCUCUCUCUCUCUCUCUCUCUCUCUCUCUCUCUCUCUCUCUCUCUCUCACACACACGCACACGCACACGCACACACACACACACACACAAUCUUUAAAACUUUAAUUGGAUAAGUUUAAUGUAGGCAACAAUGGACUUAGUUCAGAGUCUCCUAAACAUUAAUUGCUCUAUUAAAGAGUCUUGGUACUUUGUAACCAGACUUGUUUCAAAUUACUACGCUAGCUGAUGUUACAUGAAAAUAAAAACACUAUUUUGUUUAAAAAUUGUUUUAAAAUAUUUUAGUUAACAUGAAAGAGCCAUUUACAAUUGUAGCUAACAUAGUAACUCUGUUUCAGAAGACAGUUUACUUAAUAGUAAUAAAGUAGGGGCUGGGUGUACCUCAGUGAUGGUGCACAAGAGGCCCUGGUUCAGGACCAGGAGGAGAAAGGGAGAGAUGUAGAGGAAGUGAGGCAGCCAUCUCAGCUAACACUGGACCAUCUCCCUAAUGCGGAGAGGUGGCUCCGGUAAGGGUGGUAGCUCAUUCUAACCAGUCUUAAUCGACUUCAAGUUACUUCCAAACAAGUAACUGUUUUGUGUGAAGGAUGUGUUAAUCCUAAACACUAAUCACAAAGAUCCAAAUUAUGAGCACACUUCCAAACAGGAAGUACCAAUGAAUUUAGAUGAAAGCCACAUAGUUUCCUAUGUUAGAUCAUAGGUAGUUUGAAUGUUCUUACAUGCAUUGCUAAAAAAUCACAGCCUGUCUUGUAGUGACUUAAUAUGACACUAAUAUUCAUUCACAUUUGCUAAUUUUUGUCUAGACUGUCUGUUCUCUGGCUAGUUAGUUCUCUUGUAUGUCACGUGUCCGAUAACCUAGCUACAGUUCACUAAACUAUAGAAGUUCAUUAUGUAAAUUUUGACAUGAACUCUACUACAUGGAUAUAUUGGGAAUUUAUUACAAGCAUUAUAUAUUUACUAAUAGUUAAAACAUUAGACUUUCAUCCACCUCUAUUAAUGCUUUGAAAAUUACAAGUAUUGGCAAAUGUAGUUAGUAAGUCCUAUAAACUUAGUGUGUUCUACUUGCUAGUAUUAUUGACCAUAUAGUUAACUAAUGAGUGAGUAUAUGAUUCAGUACCCACAUCUGUUGCCUUCUGUUGUAGGUACCAUGCUCAGAAUUUACCUACACAUACAGAUUUUAGGAUAGUUAUGUUUAGCUGUUCUUAGAUCCUACUAUUCUCUAUAGCAGAUGUGGGGAAAGAUUAGAACUGUUUACUUGAAGUAUUUUAUACCAGUAUUGUCAUUGACUGUAGGAACUAAUAUUUAGCAUUUAUGCUGCCUUUGUGAUGGUUUAACCUCAAGAAGUGACUUUUCUCACUUCCAUUAUCUUUCUGCUUUUUUUUUUUAAAACAAAAUUUAUUUUUAAAAGCCAUUUUGUUAAAACCAAAUAACAUUUUUAUCAGUUCUUUAGAUGUGGCAAUAUUAUCUGCUAGUGAUAAUUUGGAACAAAUUAUUAUUAUUAUUUGAAGACAGUUUUUCACUGGCUUUGAACUCAGAAUCCUUCUACCUUCGCCUCCCAAGUUCUGGGGUUACAGUCAUAUGCUGCUGUGUUUGGCUUCAUGCUUAACAUUCUUGAGUCAUUGGUAUUACUGAUGUCAUUACUUUUACUAUAUUGUUGUUUUUCCUCCUCGUGUACCCUAGAGUUCAGGUACCAAUGAGCAUCGAAUAGCCAAAAAUUGGAUAAAGAAAGUAGGAGCAUUAGUAGGAUGGAGAGAAGGCUGAAUGGACAUGAAUAAUCGGCCUCGCUGCAAAAGAGUUGACUGGGCCUGGGCCUGGGAUACCAGAGACUCCCCUUGCCAUCUCCUCAUCUCUGGCUAGCACCAUUUACUGUAAGAGUCGUUUGUUCUGGAAAGCAUUUGCUCCGAGUUAUUUCAUCUCCACUUAUAUUGCUCUUUCUCUUCAGCUGGCCAGAUGCUCUUGAGAGAUGGUUUUUAAUGUUAGAGAAUUGUGUAGGAUAUUUUAACCUGCAUCGUUUUUAACAUGCACAUGUUAAAAUAACAUGGAAGUGCAGCUGUGUGAUACAGAGGAGAAAUCAUAGGUUGCCUGAAGUUUGAGAAAACUGGAACCUAUUUUAGCAGUCUCUUAGGGCAAAAAAGAACACUGAGUCACCAGAGAAAAUCAACAGUUUAGGUAUGAAGGAUGGUUUACACUUUAAAGAUUGGGGUCUUCUGCUGUUCUUAAGACCCUGGAGGUCUUCAUUUCUGUUGGCAUUUUUAAUUCAUUGCCGUGUGUGUGUGUGUGUGUGUGUGUGUGUGUGUGUGUGUGUGCGCGCUGGUAGUGCUUCCCACACUUGCUCAACUGUAUAAUUAACUAAUUACACACAUAUUAACAUAUUUUUCAUCUCAGAAGCUUUAUAUGUAAAGAUGUGGCCCGAACUGCCAUAACCAGACCAUCUCCUUUUGUAGCUUUGCUUGCCCAUUUCACUCAGCACGGUGUCUGAUCGUUUGUAGGCUGUCAGUUAAGAGGGAAGAUUGUGUGCGUACUGUGAGCUUUGUGUCCAAGCCAGUGUGGAUGGUUGGUGUUUUAACCUCCUGGUGCCUGAAACUUGUGUUUUACAACCUGGGCAACUAAAACAUCCUGGUGCUAUUCACUUUAGCUUUGAGUUACAGUUUUAAUUCUUGAACCAAAGAGUUAAUUUUCUUUUUGGUUGGCUGGAAGUUAGCUUCUCACAUCUAUGUCUGAAGAAGUGAACAGUUGAUGGAGCUUACUUUCUCUGUGUACUGGCUUGGCAGAGUCAGUUGAAAAUUAUAGUUAUUUAGACUUAGUUUUCAUUCUGUUAUGCAGAGUGGUGUGGGUUUUAAUUUUGUAUUUUAAUAUAGUGUGGCUACUUUAUAAGGUCUUUUACUAGCUGAAGCUACUAAAAUUAUUGAAUCACUUUUCCCCUUGGUUUCACUUUGGCAGAGAAGAAAAACAUUAUUUCUAUAAGCAAAGUAUUCUAUUAGACACCAUUUUUAAUUACAAGUCAAGAAUUUAGCAUUUCUCUCUAUGUGGGUAUAAUCCUUAAUGGCUUAAAGAGUGGUAUAGGUAUUUGCCUAUUUUUGAAAAUAAGAUGAAAUUAAAGGACACUUUAAAAAAAAUAUAAACCAUAUACACACUUUCCCAAUAGGAAAUGCAAAAGUACCUUGAUUUGAGCAAACAUCAACUUCUUGAACAGAAGUUGAACUUUACAAUAGAAGCAGUCUGGCUGCUGCUGCUUACAUGGAAAUUAGAGUAAGAUUGUUUUACAAACAGAUUUUUUUUUUAGUGAUUCAUUUCACAUGACUGGCAGAACACAGUCCUACGGAUGGACUUUUCUGGAGGUAAUACUGCUACAUGUGGUUGGCGUCCCUGUUCUUCCCCAGAAGCUCUACAGACACUCAUCAUGUCUCCUUAAAACUGAAGCUGAGUGACUGACGGACUCAGGCCAGGAAGUGACAGAGCAGGCUGCUGGGAAAGUCGACAGUCUCACUGACAUCGCUCUGUUGUUUCCAUCGGCUUCAGUCUGUGUCUCCUUAAUGUUGAUCCAGUAUGUGGUUUGGCAGUGAAUUCCGAAUGGAAAAAAGAAUCAAGUCUAAAACUUGAGAGGUGAUGAACUCAUGUGCAUGAAGUAUGUCCAGAUGAGCAGAUAAGAGAGGGAGCAGGCACUGGGUGGGGAGGGCGGCGGGGAGGGCAGCACUGUGUCCGCUUGUGAGUUGUGUCGCCACUGGAUUGGCCCAUAAUAAUCCUACUCCUUGUCCAUUGUUCAAAAGGCAGAAUGUAGUAAUUUUUCCCAAGUUGUAGAUAGGAACAAAUUUACCACUGCUUUCUGUGUCUUGGUGUGAUUAUUAAAAAGCAAAGAAAAAAUUAAUAUAGAUAGAAAAAAAUCAACUGAAG
Molecule: messenger RNA, 8267 nt
Organism: Peromyscus leucopus (white-footed mouse)
Lineage: Eukaryota; Metazoa; Chordata; Mammalia; Rodentia; Cricetidae
Gene: Zdhhc21
Product: zinc finger DHHC-type palmitoyltransferase 21
Exons: 10
Coding region: 368-1165 (265 amino acids)
Biological process (GO): protein targeting to membrane; peptidyl-L-cysteine S-palmitoylation
Cellular component (GO): Golgi apparatus; endoplasmic reticulum
Molecular function (GO): protein-cysteine S-palmitoyltransferase activity
Source: RefSeq, a predicted model, not a curated record